AUGUCAAGAAAAUCAGUAUUCCUGCUGGCUGCGACAGUUGUUAUGUUGUAUUUCUCGAUAAUUCUGUUUAUGUUGAGUCCACUGCACGGUGCAAAAAGUUCGUAUUAUAUUAAUGUUAACAAUUAUAUGAAUCACUUCGGGUAUCGGCAAACACCACAGGUGCAUUGGUGUAAGGAACUUAAAUGGCGGGUGCCUCCUUCACCUAAGGUCACAGCUUUAGUCUCGUAUCCAGGCAGUGGUAACACUUGGUUGAGGUACUUGUUACAACAGUCUACAGGUAUUGUUACAGGUUCAAUUUACAUGGACUAUGGUCUCAAAGCCCAUGGGUUCCCAGCUGAAAACAUGACAGAUGGGUCUGUCCUAAUAGUGAAAACCCAUGGAGUACCUCCUUUGGACUCCGAAAGCUAUAAAUUUCAUUCUGCUGUAUUGUUAAUUAGGAACCCCCGUGAUGCCAUACUGGCGGACUACAAUCGCCUGUACAAGGGUCACAUUGGCACCGCACCUAAAUAUGUCUUCAAAAAAAGAUCACCCAACAGCAAAAUAUCAGAUUGGGCGGCGCACGUGUACCAACAGUUGAGGGACUGGGAGGGUCUGCACUACAAGUGGCUGUCGCAGUUCCCGGGCGCCAUACACAUUGUGUUCUAUGAGGUCCUGGUACGCGAGACGAGAAAAGAGCUGAAUAAGAUACUACAGUUUCUCAACUAUACUGUCUCGGAGGAAGACAUGAAUUGUGCAAUGUUAAACAAAGAAGGAAUAUACAGGCGAAAGAAAAAAUUUCAAGACUUCGAUCCUUACACCAAAGAUAUGUACAAAGGGCUAGAUAAAAUCCGCCAAAGAAUACUUAGAUUAAUUAAUGUGUAUCAGAAGAAAAAUAACGUUACUUUUGUCGGACUGAAGGGUUAUUUGUAAUAGGUAAAUGUAAAUGUAAUGUACUUGCUCAGGUGUAAGUUUUAUUUUUACGUAAACCCUGGGACACAGGGCGUCGCAGCCGAAAAUGAAAACAGGAACAAGCAAAGAUAACAGAUAAAAAAUUGCGUUGUAUUGUCAUGGUUCGAAGUACCGGAUACUCGUGAAACUGUUUUGUAUUUAGAAUUAAGUAGAUGUUCUUGUUACGCAUAUCAUGUAAAAUUAAUUAAAAAAUAUGUGCUGAUUUCUCCAUUUCAUGUCGGCUAACACAAUCGCCGAACUCGGGACAUAUGCCGACGCGAAUGCAUGCGCUUUUAUUUGCCGCAAUGAAAAACCAGCAAUGUAUACUGUAAUCCGCAAAAUUCGGCGAAAUAGUCUGCGAUAGUGUGGAGCCGGUGUCAGAUACUAUUCAAUGUUUUUGCUCAUCUUUAUUAUUGGUGGUGUUACCCCGUGUCUAUAGAUUUAUGCCUUUGAUUGCGUGUCCCAUGCUGGCUAGUGGAACAUGUAUGCAGACUAUGUUUUAUGAUAACCCUCGAUAUUUAUAUACAUAUAUUUGUUUUGUUAUUUUUGACUGUUAAGUCUUGUUUGUCGUUGUUAUUAUGGGCCUAAAUACGUACUUAGCUUAUAUCGUUUACCUACCUCAUACACUAGUCUAAUCGAUACUAGUCUAAUUUAUCUUCAAUACUAGUUUCAAUUGCAUUGUUAUUAUGUGAAUCUUCCUAAUAUUGAUUCCUAUAAUUUCUUCGAGGAGAAACACAUUUAUACGUAUUACGUAGUAUAAUUAGCUAAUUUGAAUAUUGUUAAUAUUCUUUUCUUAUGUUUAAACUAAGACAAUGUUUGCAAAACUUUGCUCACCUGAUUUUUUAUACGUAAAAAAUUAUACCUUUUAUAAUAUUUGGCCUAGUAAAAUCCGUGAUAAUUAUGUAUCAUCGAAAAAAUGUUCAAAAUAUAGUUUAUUUAUUAUUAGUGGUAAUCUAUGGCGUACUAAGUUAUUGAGACUAGAAAUCCGAUUGUCACGCAAUAAAAAAAACAUUAAUAUCUCGAUUAUUUCAAGGUUUCAUUCGCAGAAAACCAAAUUAAGUACAAUCGAAAAUAUCGAACGAUCGAACUUUUUAUAUUGCGGAUAAAAUUAGAAUAAAAGAAUCGUUAAUUCGCAUAAAACAUGAUACAAAUCGGUGAAAUGAACUCUAUUGCGUGAGAAUCGUCAUCCAAUUAUUAUUACAUUAAAGUCUUGCAUUGUAUAAUAUCACUGUUUACUGUGAGCACAUCUGUUCUGUGGUAUAAUUUUAUUUAAUAAAAAAAA
Molecule: messenger RNA, 2209 nt
Organism: Plodia interpunctella (Indianmeal moth)
Lineage: Eukaryota; Metazoa; Arthropoda; Insecta; Lepidoptera; Pyralidae
Exons: 5
Coding region: 1-909 (302 amino acids)
Molecular function (GO): sulfotransferase activity
Source: RefSeq, a predicted model, not a curated record